Thrips palmi is the source of this 1797-nucleotide messenger RNA. RefSeq lists its product as uncharacterized. Lineage: Eukaryota; Metazoa; Arthropoda; Insecta; Thysanoptera; Thripidae. The record is from RefSeq and is a predicted model, not a curated record. The transcript is spliced from 4 exons. The coding region runs from base 8 to 616 and encodes 202 amino acids.
GCUGCCCAUGAAGAGCGGCAUCUGGACGCUGUGCGCCGCCGUCAGUGACGAGCAGCACGCGUCCCUGCGCGACGCCGGCCUCGCCCAGCCGACCUGCGUCAACUACCUGUCCGCGUCCCGGACGCAGGACGGCCGCCCGACGUGGCAGCACCGUAUGCAGAACCUGUCCAUCUCGUGCGCCCUCGUGUGCCUCAUCAUCCUGGGGUCCUCCGCGCUGGUGGGGGCCUUCGGGGUGUUCGCCCACCAGGCCAGCGCCGUGCUCGUCACGGGCGUACUCUACUUCCUGGCAGCCACCUUCGCCCUCUUCACGCUGACCAUCAUCCACUUCAAGCGCGCGCAGAGCCCCGCCGCGCUCGGCCGGGGCGCGCUGGUGGUCGACGGCGUGCUGCCGGGCGAGGGCCCCCUCCCCGUCGUGCAGGGCACCGGCAUCGUCGUGCGCGCCCCCGUGGGGCCCACCCUGCCGCCGCCCCCCUUGUGGGCGCCCUUCAUGGCGGCGCGCCGCGUCGAGACGGCCUGGAGCCUGCAGCUGGGCUGGGGGGGCGUGGCGGGGGCCCUCAUCACCGCGGUGCUGUGGCUCACCCUGUCCAGGGCCAUGCGCGGGGCCCCGCCGCCCUGACGCCGCUGGACGAUCAAGACUGUGUGCCCCAACAGAGUGGCCCCCGACCCCCUCGACAACAACCACCUGCCGGACUAGGGCCCCAGUGACGCUACCGACCCGCCCCUCGCAGCACCGUGCCAGCCAGUCAACCAAUCGAGACUUGUCAUCUGCUCACUGCAUCACUUCACAUCAAAUUGUGCCACUGCUUGAGGCGAGAAACAAUGCACAGUCUUGCCAGGUCGCAUCACGGUAAAAAUGAGAGAGCAGCAGGAGACAGCGAUGGGGACUAAGUUUCAAUCGUAGAACUGACAGCGGAAUGUUUGUGAAUUUAAAAACAACCAUCAACCCAAACAAUUCUUUCAUGGCCACAGCUUGAUCAAGUAACAGCAUCCAAAAUCACAGAAUGGUAGUUUUGCACUAAAGUACGUUGAUCAAGUCAAAUGAGUGAAGAUGAGAUUAGGUACAAUUACCAUUUAUCCCAGGGAACGUCAUAAAUUACGACUGAAUUGUUACAUUCAAGAAGUUGAUGUGCCCAGAUUUAGACUAAGUCAGACACACCUCACAGUACAAGCAGGAAUCACCAUGGCUUCAGCACGAGCUUUUAAGUCUAGAUCACACAAUCAAAUGGGAAAGAAAAUUUGAAACACUUGUGUUUCUUUCCAAGCUCCUUGCUCUAUAGUUUGUGGAAGCCCAGCACUCCUGCAACUACUUGCACAUUCCAUACGAUAAUGGCACCAUAAAGGUAUGAAACACGUGUUCUGUGAUAAUUAUGGUUUGAAUAAAAAAUAGGACGCCUUAGAUUUUAGACAGCCACUGCCAAUGUGUGGUAACUUGAAAGAUAUCUGUGAUGCUCCCCAAAAUUUAAAUAUAUAUAUUUCUUAAUAAAGUUAAAACUUAUAAAAGCUAACUAUAGAAGGUGGACAUUGCUGCUAUUUCAGCGAUGUGAGUCACAAUCGCAAUGAAACAGUAAAAGGUAAGAAUAAAAUGAAUUUUAUGGAUCAAUCAAUGUACCACAAUGAUUGAUUCACAUCAGUAUGUAUAAACGGUAAGAAUAAACUAAUUAAAAUGAAACUCGAGUACGCCUUAACUAAAGACGGAACACUCGUAUCUACAACAGAAACAUCAUUCACCAAAGCGAGCAAUGGUUGAAAUAAUGGACAAUGCCCUUGCCGCCACACUGGCGAAAUAGAACGAACACA